AUGUUUGUAAGUGACUCAGUUCAUGUUGCGUCAGGAUCAAUGUAAAAGGCGGUGCGGGCCGAUUCAAACAAAUGCGUGUCAUCAUAAACGAACGAUCGAAUGAGGAAAAUUGACGACAUAGAACAAGGACUGUAGACUCUUUGUUUGUGAUAGGAGGUAAUGACUUCACUAUAAUGAAUGCAUGACUGCCGCACUGCGCUUGAGAGAUAAGUGAAAACGUAGUUCCUAGUACGAUCACUCCCAUGGGAGUAGAGUGUCCAUUAGACCACUGGGUGCUCCCAUAUAGCCAACAGCACGUCUCUACCUCCGCUCCAGGCAGAUGAUGUUAGAAAGUUUCAAGACUAAGAGCUCUAUAAUGGAAGAGGAACCACUAUCAGAGCCAUUGCUAGAAGGAGGGUUUUAUAGGGGCGACCAUGGAGCAAGAGAAGUUGCUCCGAACCACCACCCAUACAGAUUGUACCCUCCAGUCAAGUACCAUGUCUCGUGCCUCCUGUAUCAGCUUGUAUGCAGUUUGGCCCUGAUGAUACUGAUGGUAUUGAUGUUCCCGGGAGUAUUGGUGUACCUGAUUCGCACUUUGAGCUUUUUUCCAGAAGUUGUGCCAACUAAGGCUUACCCAUUACCCUCCAGUAUCCGAUGGAAUACAUUUCCAGGUGAUGAUAACUAUUGGUCAGAGAGUUUAUAUAUGGGUCAGCCGACUCUGGAGAGCGAUAGAGCAUGGCACAAACUUCUUGCGCAUGGUGGCGUCCGCGUGGAUGACCAUGAAGCACAGCAGCUCAACAUUACCACUAGCCUGCCUUUGGUCAAUGGUGGUUAUGGUGCCCUUCUUGGUAUUGAUCAUAACCUCCACUGUUUGCGGCAUUUUCGACAAUGGUAUUACUAUGAUUACUACUACGCGAACAAGACGUCCGAGGAAGUUAGUUGGCUUGGGGAACAUACCGGCCAUUGCUUGGAAUCGUUGAGGAAGUCUCUGAUGUGCAAUCCGGAUCUGAGUAUGCUUCCUCAUUACGCAAAUCUCAACAAUAAGUUCCACCCAAUCAAUGCAGGAAGCUGGAAUGUACGUGAAUGCGUGGAUUGGGAUGCGUUUCAAGAGGCGGUAGCAACGCGUAGGUACGAUGUAUCGGAAUAUGGUGAAGAGAUUGAGCGGUUGAUGUACGAGGCGAGUCAUCGGCAUUCUUCAUGAAGUCCAGUUGAGUCUCAGAGAGUCGCAAGCUAAAACCACUGCUCACACCAUCCAUGUGUUCGCG
Pseudovirgaria hyperparasitica is the source of this 1244-nucleotide messenger RNA. RefSeq lists its product as uncharacterized. The coding region runs from base 320 to 1180 and encodes 286 amino acids. The transcript is spliced from 6 exons. Gene Ontology annotation, biological process: mycotoxin biosynthetic process. NCBI's taxonomy places the organism in Eukaryota, Fungi, Ascomycota, Dothideomycetes, Acrospermales, Acrospermaceae. The record is from RefSeq and is a predicted model, not a curated record.